AUGGCGAAAUAUGAUGCACGAAAACACCUGGAAGAGCCGUUACUGAGACGUGAACCUGUCUGGAUAGAUGAGUGCACGAUAUCCCGGAUGGAGAUCGCGCGGCGAGACAAGCACCAGGUGGCGGAUGACGGCGAGAAACUGCGCAAGCGAUGGAUGGAGCUUCAGAUCAGGCAGUCAACCUUGCAUUACAGGGAUGCAAGGAGUCCAAUUUCCGUCCGGACAAGGCGGGAAAAAGGGGAAAAAGAACGAGAUACAGUCGAUGAGCCUGGCGGAUCGGGAAGCAAAACGAGAGCAAUAUCCAACACCUCCUCGGCACGCAGUUCUCUUGCGGUGAAGUUGAUAAAGAUGGAUAAAGGAGUGACGAGAAAAUGGAUAAAAAGAAGAAAAGGGCGAAACGGCCAAAGAAGCAAGGGCAACUAUCCGGCUAGAGAUAUAUUAAGCUGA
Messenger RNA from Nannizzia gypsea CBS 118893, 444 nucleotides. RefSeq lists its product as hypothetical. Bases 1 to 444 code for a protein of 147 amino acids. The transcript has a single exon. The record is from RefSeq and is a predicted model, not a curated record. NCBI's taxonomy places the organism in Eukaryota, Fungi, Ascomycota, Eurotiomycetes, Onygenales, Arthrodermataceae.